GACACAAUCACCGACCUAUUUCCUUACAGGGGAGGUCACUGAGUUUUCCCCCAGUCGCUUUUCUGGCGUUCAGUGCAAAUGAGCAGCUGCCUUUCAUGUAGUCUUUAAGUCAACUUAGAAACGAAAGUCGUUCUACCUUAAACAUGUCCAACCUCAAAGGCGGCACGAAGAAGGACACCAAGAUGAGGAUACGAGCCUUUCCUAUGACAAUGGAUGAGAAGUAUGUCAACAACAUCUGGGACCUUCUAAAGAAUGCCAUCCAAGAGAUCCAGAGGAAGAACAACAGUGGUUUAAGCUUUGAGGAGCUGUACAGAAAUGCCUACACCAUGGUGCUCCACAAGCAUGGGGAAAAGCUGUACACAGGCCUAAGGGAGGUCGUCACAGAGCAUCUCAUCAACAAAGUACGGGAAGAUGUCCUUAACUCUCUCAAUAAUAACUUUCUGCAAACGCUGAAUCAGGCCUGGAAUGACCAUCAAACUGCCAUGGUCAUGAUCAGAGACAUACUUAUGUACAUGGAUCGGGUCUAUGUGCAACAAAACAACGUGGAGAAUGUGUACAACCUCGGCCUCAUCAUAUUCAGGGACCAGGUGGUGCGUUACGGCUGCAUUCGAGACCAUCUGCGCCAAACGUUACUGGACAUGAUCGCUCGUGAGAGGAAGGGAGAGGUAGUAGACAGGGGCGCUAUAAGAAACGCCUGCCAGAUGCUGAUGAUUCUGGGACUGGACGGCAGAUCUGUGUAUGAGGAGGACUUCGAGGGCCCUUUCUUAGAUAUGUCAGCAGAAUUCUUCCAGAUGGAGAGCCAAAAGUUCCUUGCAGAAAACAGUGCCAGCGUCUACAUUAAGAAGGUGGAGGCAAGAAUCAAUGAGGAGAUCGAGCGAGUUAUGCAUUGCCUGGACAAAACUACAGAAGAGCCCAUUGUGAAGGUGGUGGAGAGGGAGCUGAUUUCAAAACACAUGAAGACCAUUGUGGAGAUGGAGAACUCUGGCCUUGUUCAUAUGCUUAAGAACGGCAAGACGGAAGACCUGGCCUGCAUGUAUAAGCUGUUCAGUCGUGUGCCAAAUGGCCUUAAAACCAUGUGUGAGUGUAUGAGCUCUUACCUGAGGGAGCAAGGCAAAGCUCUAGUGUCAGAAGAGGGAGAGGGCAAGAACCCUGUUGACUAUAUUCAGGGCCUUCUAGACCUAAAGACGCGAUUCGAUCGUUUCCUCCUCGAAUCCUUCAACAAUGACAGACUCUUUAAACAAACCAUAGCAGGAGACUUUGAGUAUUUCCUCAACCUCAACUCCCGCUCACCAGAGUACCUAUCACUUUUUAUUGACGACAAGCUCAAGAAGGGAGUCAAAGGAUUGACAGAACAGGAGGUUGAGUCGAUCCUUGACAAGGCAAUGGUAUUGUUCAGGUUCAUGCAGGAGAAAGAUGUGUUUGAAAGGUACUACAAGCAGCAUCUGGGCCGCAGGCUGCUCAGCAACAAGAGCGUCUCAGACGACUCGGAGAAGAACAUGAUCUCUAAGCUCAAGACAGAAUGUGGCUGUCAGUUUACCUCGAAACUGGAAGGGAUGUUCAGAGACAUGAGCAUCUCCAACACUACCAUGGAUGAGUUCAGGCAACACAUACAAACCACAUCGGCAUCUCUAAGUGGUGUGGACCUCACAGUAAGAGUCCUCACAACUGGCUACUGGCCAACACAGUCGGCAACACCUAAAUGCACCAUCCCCCCUGCUCCCAGACAUGCAUUUGAAGUUUUUAGAAGGUUUUACCUCGCUAAGCACAGUGGCAGACAGCUCACACUGCAGCACCACAUGGGCGGGGCAGACCUAAAUGCAACUUUCUACGGAGCUAUCAAAAAGGAGGAUGGUUCAGAAGUGGGUGUGGGAGGUGCUCAGGUGACGGGUUCUAACACCCGGAAGCACAUCCUGCAGGUGUCCACCUUCCAGAUGACCAUCCUCAUGCUCUUCAACAACAGAGAAAAGUGCACUUUUGAGGAGAUCCAGCAGGAGACAGAUAUUCCGGAGAGGGAGUUAGUGCGAGCGCUGCAGUCUUUGGCCUGUGGGAAGCCGACACAGAGAGUUCUCACCAAGGAGCCAAAGUCCAAGGAGAUCGAGAGCGGCCAUGUGUUUACAGUGAAUGAUCAGUUUACUUCCAAACUGCACAGAGUCAAGAUACAGACAGUUGCUGCUAAACAAGGGGAAUCAGAUCCAGAGCGGAAAGAGACGCGGCAGAAAGUGGACGAUGACAGGAAGCAUGAGAUUGAAGCAGCCAUUGUUCGAAUCAUGAAAUCAAGGAAGAAGAUGCAGCACAAUGUCCUGGUGGCGGAGGUGACUCAGCAGCUACGGGCACGUUUUCUUCCCAGCCCUGUGGUAAUCAAAAAACGCAUAGAAGGACUAAUAGAAAGAGAAUACUUGGCGAGGACGCCAGAAGAUCGAAAAGUGUACACCUAUGUUGCAUAGAAGAUGAACUCUGGAUGAGAGGAGGAAGAGACUGGACAGAGAGGAUUUGUUUGUUUUCUUUGGACUGUUGUUACGCAUGGACUGGAAGUUUCUUUUAAAGACAAAUGCUGGGAACCUGAUUCAUCGUCCCUAAUAGAAACACAGUAAACAUACAUAAAAAGGGGAAUGAAAUGUUGGCGCAGGAAAAAAAAAUGAAUCCAUCAAAACUUGUAGAUGAUUUUUAAAUCGGGCCCAGUCUUCCUAUUCCCUGUGAGUUUUGGAUGGAUCCAGCUUCAAGCUUUUCACUGUUUUACCCUUGUAGAGAUCAAACUUGCAAAGAAUCCCUUGGGAAAAAUGUGAAUGCACCACAUUAUUAUUUUUUUUUGUUUCAAUACUGUAUAAAAAUAAUAAAAUUAUUAAAAACAGAAACUGUGGAUUGUUACAAAACAAAAAUAAAAGUAAUGAGUAUUGAUGCUCUGUAAUUUUUCACACAGAUGCUUUGCAGAUCUUUACAUUUGACUCUUGGUGUCAUAGUGGUUUUCACAUUGCAAUAAGUAUUAAAACUUGAGUUCUUUUCCUGG
This is a messenger RNA of Labrus mixtus (cuckoo wrasse), 3004 nucleotides long. Its product is annotated as cullin-3-like. Gene Ontology annotation, molecular function: ubiquitin protein ligase binding. The transcript has 16 exons. Gene Ontology annotation, cellular component: Cul3-RING ubiquitin ligase complex. The coding region runs from base 144 to 2444 and encodes 766 amino acids. Gene Ontology annotation, biological process: ubiquitin-dependent protein catabolic process; protein ubiquitination. The record is from RefSeq and is a predicted model, not a curated record. Lineage: Eukaryota; Metazoa; Chordata; Actinopteri; Labriformes; Labridae.